Molecule: messenger RNA, 953 nt
Organism: Aspergillus ibericus CBS 121593
Lineage: Eukaryota; Fungi; Ascomycota; Eurotiomycetes; Eurotiales; Aspergillaceae
Product: CoA-dependent acyltransferase
Exons: 2
Coding region: 298-876 (192 amino acids)
Biological process (GO): amino acid activation for nonribosomal peptide biosynthetic process; secondary metabolite biosynthetic process
Cellular component (GO): cytoplasm
Molecular function (GO): phosphopantetheine binding; catalytic activity
Source: RefSeq, a predicted model, not a curated record
CUCAUUCCGGAUGGUGCGCAGGGCCAUCACUUUGUGUGGCUAGCUAACCACUCAAUCUACGAUGGGUGGUGCGCCAAUCGCGUCCUGUCAAUUUUGAAACCCUUGUAUGAGGGCCGAGCGGUGGACUUUGGUCUGCCAUUCAAGAAGUUCAUGUACUGGGUGGAAGAUAUCCUGCAGAUGGAUUCCGCGUCAUUUUGGGCGGCACAAAUGGAUGGCUACCGAGGAAUUGUGUUUCCCGAACUUCCCUCGCCAGACUGCCACGCAAUUGGAGACAAGUCCAAAGCUUAUCGAGUACCGAUGCCAGACCUAACAGGACGAAACAUCACCCUCUCAACUCUUUUCCGCGCUGCCUGGUCCUUUUGUAUUGGCCAAUACACCGGAAUCACGGAUACCGUCUUUGGAGCCGUUCAGAACGGCCGCAUGGGCGCAUUGCCGGGCCUGACCAGUCUGAUUGCCCCGACGCUCACUUUGGUGCCUCUCCGCGUUUUCUGGGACGAUUCAGUACCGGUGGCCUCUUUUAUCGAGGAUGUGCACCAGCGCAUCUUGGAUAUGAUUCCCCACGAACAACAAAGUCUGCCCAUGCUCCCGACUACCGACGGAAGUGGUGCUUCAGCAUGGGCAUUUCAGAGUGCCAUGGUGAUCCAACCGCAGCUCCAGGAGCCAGCUCUCAUCGAAGGCAUGCAAUUUUGCCGCCGCGUGCAUACCGAACAUGCGCAGCUGAUGUUGUUCUUUGAGAUCACGGUGUUGGCGGACGAGGUGGACGUAUGGAUCGAAUAUGACAGCAAUUUGCUCUGGGAAGAGAAGAUUGAUGAGAUCUUUGGCUCGUGGAGACAGAAGCACGGAGUCAAUGCUGCGGUUUCGUUGACGAGCCAGUAGGGUGGUGAUGAAGCGUUGAUAGACUGAGGCUGAGACAAACAAGGCUGGCUUUCUAGAUGAACAUAGCUCCAAUACAC